Messenger RNA from Cladocopium goreaui, 1287 nucleotides. The record is from the annotation of a GenBank genome assembly. Lineage: Eukaryota; Dinophyceae; Suessiales; Symbiodiniaceae.
CGCAAAGCAACGGUCUGCUUUGGUACAUGAUGGUAGACGAUCAUGUGUUUUCGUUGCAUUUCCUUAUUCGCUGGACCUGUCGCAGCUGCUGAAGUAUCUGGACCCGCUCUGUGCAGGGAAUGGCUCAUCAACGACCAAUCCCAGCUCAGAAAGCAUUCGAAGGAUCCCAGGUCAAGCACAGACCUGGUUGAGCUUCAGAGUCUUGCCAGAGUGAGAAGAUAUCCAUUGUCUUCUCUGUCCAACCUCCAUUUGAAUCAAGAGGAUGCACUUCGCGAGGCCACAGAGCUUCACCGAGCUCACGGGGAUGCUCUGGUCGCGGUGUCAACACCUCGCAGGUUUCAACACGAUGUCGAGCAGACUGCGGAUGCGCUGAGAAAAGUUGCAGCCGAAGCAAAAAUUCACAUUGUGCUUGGGAUAGCCCCUCCAGAGGAUGCGAACUUUGAAGUUCAAGUCGCAACAGUGGUUUCCCAGUUGGCCUCGGGGAUCAGGACGGACGCGGACGCAGAGGGUGGUCUCUUCCCUGGUUUUAUCGGAGAAAUCGAUGCAGCUGACCUCCAAAGCCUGAGAGCAGCGGUUGAGGCACACAGGGUCUCGCAAGCACCACUUCUGCUGGUGGGUGAAAUCUCCCACGAUGCCCUGCAGCUUCUCGAAGGAGCAAUCUGGAGGCGCUGUGCAUUCUUUGACGUCCCAAUCACGAGUCCUAUGUCUGUCGCUGAGCUCCAGGCGCGAGGCGCUUUCAUUGGCUUUAGUGCACCUGCAGGUGCUGCCGACAUUUCUUGGCAGGAAUAUCCCUACCGCAGGCCAUUAAGGACGGAACAGGAUUUCCAUGCCGCCACUGAUUUGCUUUCACUCACAAGCAGUGGUCUGCGCUUUCGGACAGACCUCACGGCAUACGGAGGGCCAGGCCUUGGCUAUGCCGUGGAUCUUGUCUCUGCAGGCAGAGCAGAGCCCUCCCAAUUGACUGCCAAUGCUGUAGCAUUCUUGAGCUAUCCAUGGGUAGCUCCGCUGGCCCCUGAGAAGGUCAUUCACGAGAUUCCUUGCCACUGGUGUGGAACGAAGAAGGUGGAGGGUGAGCACUUCAGCAAGAUGGAUGCGCUGAACUGAGAGGCUUUGACUAUUGCUCGCCACGGUGUAUAGCGCACCAUCGUCGAGCAGACUUCGAUCCCCAAAUUUGUGAAGUGACAAAAAAAUAAGCGCACGGGCACCAUGACACUGCAUACUGGCCGCAGUUUCACAUUGAAGAAAUGUAGGAGAUGGGACAACAAUAUAUUCACAAUUUGAUUUUUG